Euleptes europaea (tarantolino) is the source of this 1869-nucleotide messenger RNA. It is a transcript of the gene NT5DC2, whose product is annotated as 5'-nucleotidase domain containing 2. The transcript has 14 exons. The record is from RefSeq and is a predicted model, not a curated record. Gene Ontology annotation, molecular function: 5'-nucleotidase activity. NCBI's taxonomy places the organism in Eukaryota, Metazoa, Chordata, Lepidosauria, Squamata, Sphaerodactylidae. The coding region runs from base 1 to 1848 and encodes 615 amino acids.
AUGGCCGCCGCCGCCCUCAAGGCUGCCAGCAGCAGCAGCAGCAGCAGCAGCAGGAGGGUCUGGAAGGGCAGCGGGGCCAGCCUGCAGCUGGUGGCCGCUGCUUCCAGCCACCGCGGUUGUGCUCAAGCCAGUCGUUGCGGUGGAGGCGGCGGCCCCGCGGAGGGGGGCGGCCGGCACGCGGGCUGUGGCCAGCCGCAGGGCCCCCAGCAGCGGUCUGCGGGGCAGCCCCAGCCCCCUGGGGUCAGCAGCCAAGCCAGGAGGUCGGCGGGACCCGGCCACGCCGCCACCGCCACCACCACGGCGGCUGCUUUCUCGGGCGGCCAACCCAGCCCGCUGGAGGGGAUCGACACCAAGUCCUACCUGUGGAACAGGUACCACGAAAUGAAAAAGCUGGUUCACGAACUUCUCCCACCAGGUGUCUGCAAUCUUCUAAACCCAGCAUCUGUCUAUGCAAAUAAUGAGAUCAGCCUGGGAGAUGUGGAGAUCUAUGGCUUUGAUUAUGACUACACGUUAGCCCAGUAUUCUAAUCUGUUGCAUUCAGUGAUAUUCAACACUGCCAGAGACAUCCUGAUUGAUCAGUGUAAGUACCCAGAAGGACUCAGGAAAUACGAAUAUAUUCCUGGAUUUGCCAUAAGAGGGCUUCACUAUGAUGUGCAUAAGAGCCUUCUGAUGAAGAUUGAUGCUUUCCACUACGUUCAGCUGGGUACUGCAUAUCAGGGGCUGAAACCAGUGCCAGAUGAAGAGGUUAUUGAGAUGUAUGGUGGAACCCAGCACAUCCCAUUAUACCAGAUGAGUGAUUUCUAUGGCAAGGUACAGGGUCCAUCAAUUAAACAAUUCAUGGACGUCUUCUCCCUUCCUGAAAUGACUCUUCUUUCAUCAGUGACUGAUUAUUUCAUGUCUCAGAAUAUUGAGUAUGACCAAGUUCAUCUUUACAAGGAUAUAAGUGAUGCCAUUAAAGAUGUCCAUGUGAAAGGAACGAUGUACAAUUGGAUCGAAAAGGACAUGGAAAAAUAUAUUCUUCAUGGAAAUGACACCUAUACUGUCCUAAACCGUCUGGUUAGCCACAAUAAAAAACUUUUCCUUAUCACGAACAGUCCCUUCAGUUUUGUUGAUAAGGGAAUGAACUACAUGGUUGGCAAGGACUGGAGAGACCUCUUUGAUAUGGUCAUCGUGCAAGCAGAUAAGCCCAGCUUCUUCACUGAUAAACGCAAACCUUUCAGAAAAAUGGAUGAAAAAGGUUCACUUCAGUGGGACAAAAUAAACAAAUUGGAAAAAGGGAAGAUCUACAAACAGGGUAAUCUGUUUGACUUUCUGCGGUUAACAGGCUGGCGUGGAUCCAAGGUCCUUUAUUUUGGUGACCAUUUGUACAGUGACCUUGCAGAUCUUAUGCUGCUCCAUGGUUGGAGAACAGGAGCCAUUGUUCCAGAACUGGAAACUGAAAUCCGUAUCAUUAAUACAGAGCAAUACAUGCACUCUUUGACUUGGCAACAGGCGCUUACAGGACUUCUGGAGAGGAUGCAGAUGUAUCGAGAUGCUGAAUCAAAGCAAGUGCUGCUAGAGUGGGUGAAAGAACGACAGGAAAUUAGAUCACUUGCGAAAAACCUGUUUAAUCCCCAGUUUGGAAGCAUUUUUCGAACCUUCCACAACCCGACCUACUUUUCUCGGAGACUGAUUCGUUUUUCUGACAUCUACAUGGCGUCUAUCAGCAGCCUGCUUAACUAUGACGUGAACUUCACCUUCUACCCUCGGCGAACCCCUCUGCAGCAUGAAGCUCCUCUCUGGAUGGAUCAGCUCUGUACUGGUUGCAUGAAGACACCAUUCUUAGAGGAAAUGCUGCACAUCCGGUGAAAGAAGGCAGGAUGGGCAGGU